Messenger RNA from Periophthalmus magnuspinnatus, 1056 nucleotides. Its product is annotated as polymeric immunoglobulin receptor-like. The coding region runs from base 140 to 865 and encodes 241 amino acids. The record is from RefSeq and is a predicted model, not a curated record. The transcript is spliced from 7 exons. NCBI's taxonomy places the organism in Eukaryota, Metazoa, Chordata, Actinopteri, Gobiiformes, Gobiidae.
CUGCACUGCGCCUUCCCCUGCGCCUGUCCCGCAUCUGUCAGACCCUGAUUUCUGUGAUGAAGACUACAAACAAACUAGCUUGAUUUCAGCUCAUAUCACCAUUUCCUGUAAUGAUGUGUAUGGCUUUAUCUGUAAAGAGAUGAAUUACACCUGCGACACACUCUAUGCCCCUUAUGCUAAGUACACCAUCAGUGAUGUGAGGGCACUGGACAAGGGGGUCUACUGGUGCGGCAACAGAUCACUGAGCGAAGGCCACAGAGUGUCACGACAGAAAAUACUACUUCAAGUCUUUGCAGAAAUUAUAGAUGUGCCGGGCUGCUCUGGAGGCUGGGUUGAAUUCAUCUGGCCAUAUAAAGGAAUGUAUACAGAACACACAGUAUCUACUCCAACACAUGAGAUAUGCAGUAACGUGGAUGAUCAAUGGGAGCAGGUGGGGCCAUAUUGCCUGUACCACGACACCACAGGGAGAUAUCUGAAGAUGAUGGUGAGGCAGAUUCAAAAGGAAGACUUUGGGUCGUACUACUGCAGAUUUGAUGAAACUCCUGCAAAGUUAUUCAAUCUAUCCUCUUAUCAUUCUUAUUGUCGCCAUCAAUACACUCAGACCACGUCCAAAGCAAAGCAAACCACCAUUGUCUGUAAGGACCUGGAGAGAGAAUUUAUCUGUAAAGAGAGCGAAUAUAACUGUGACACCGUCCCAGCUCACCAGUCUCAGUACACUAUCAGUAAUGUGGGUGAGGAGGACGAGGGGGUCUACUGGUGUGUCUGUAAAGUGCAGGCACGGGGUUUCAGAGUGACAAAACAAAAAAUACUCCUUCAAGUCAAAAAUGAGCCACUGGCGAAACCAGUUGAAAAAGCAAAGAUUUGAGCUGGAGGCAGACUGUUAUCCCAUGGACUGUCUAGAGCUGGUCCGGAGCCCCACGCAAAUGUAUUAUAUCCCUCUCAAGGUCGCCAUGGUUUACAUGUUGAACCCUUUCACCAUUUUGUCCUGUGUUGCCAAAUCCACAUGUGGACUCAACAAUGCCGUCCUGGGCCUUUUCUUCCUCUGCACUAUUAAAA